AUGCCUUCUGCCAACCCUAAGCUAGAGAAACAGGCCUCUACGGAGGCCACUGAUCCGAUUCGUCAAGCGAUCACCGUUAUCGAGCACAAGAUAAGAAAUUUGGAAAAACGCAAGGGCAAACUCGAAGCGUUAAAAGACCUUCAGAAAAAUGGAAAAGAAUUGAAUCUUGACCAAAAAACCGCAGUCGCCAAGUACGAUGAAGUGUUGCAGACCUUGGAGAUAACUCGGGAGCUCUACAAGCAAAUUGUUGGUAUCUCCAAUGACUUUGCUAAGCAACAGAAGAAACAGGCGAGGAAGGAAGCAUUGGAGAGAAUGCAGCAGGACAUUUCUAAGAUCCGAGAAGUCCUGUUGAUCCAAGAUGUGCUGAUUAACAUCGGCGGAGAAGUUGUCCGCGAGGACUUUCUCACUGGUGGGAAUGGCGCAAUAAAAUUGACGCAAGAUGACCUAAAGUUCCUGGACGAUUUUUACAACGAAGUAACAAUGAAGCGUCAGCUUGAACCAAACGACCCACCGUUUAUGCAGCAAUUACAAAAGGCAGCUGAACAUUACAUGGGAAUUCUCGAGGGCAAGCAGCGUGAGGUCGCUGGUACUACUUACCUGAGGAUUAAAGAAAUUAUCACGUCUGUCCAAGCUUGUGGAUACUUUGAUCAGGUCCAGACUGUAGAGACUGAAGUCAUCACUAAUGAAGUUGCUCUAGAAGCACCAGUAGAAGUUGCCACUGGUGAUGGUAAAAAUAUUGUUGAGCAGCCGUCGGAAGAAUUCACAAAUAAUUCCGGCGACGUAACAAUCAUUCCACCCCCGGAGUCAAUGAUUCCAAUGCCCAAUUUUCCUGUACAAGUAACACCGGUAGCGGUUGUUGCCGGUGGAGCCCCUGUAGCUGGCCCAAUGGCGGUAGUUACACCGCAGGCUAUACCAGCACCGCACCCACCAGCACCUGUUGAAACGGCGUACUACGCAAAUGCGGCUGGUUAUGUGCCGCAACCCCAGCAACCCCAGCAGCCACAGCCGCAACAACAACAGCAACAAACACCACGCAUCAAUGACGUUAUUGGAACACCAAAUUUCUUCUUUCUGCAGGAGUCUGAGCUCGACCCACCGGAAGGUGCUGCCGGACAACCACCGACCAUUGUUCAACACAUUCCUCCGCCUCCAGUAAACGCUCCAAUUCCAACCCAAACCUUCACCAACCAAAACUUCACUGGAGCACCUGUCCAAGUGCCGCAGCAGGUUAUCUACCAGCAUGCACCGCAGGAAAUGUCUCAUAUUCCCGGCUUUGCGAAUCCUAAUCCUCCGCCGCCAAUACCUAUGCCACCUUCUCAUCAACAGAACAUCCCUUACAGUCCUCAACAUCCUGCUGGACAGUUCCAACCACCCGCUCCAGGGCAACAGGCUAUCCAGCCGACGCAGAACUUUGAUCAGCAAGAAACUCAGCAGUCUGAGGAAAAACCAGAGCAGCACGCAGAAGAAACUGAAGUAGCUCCAGUAGAAGCAGAUCCAGCAAGUGAACCGGUUAAUUGGUGUCAAAUGGCCGACGCCCCUAUGGACGAGUGGUCUAAUGACAACGCCCAGCAGUCCGAACACUCAGACCACCAGCAGUCCCAGCAAGGAUGGGGUGAACAGAGGAGUAGCUACCGAGGUCGUGGUGGACGUCGUGGUAACUCUAAUGGUUACAAUAGCCGAGGAAGGGGCACUGGUAAUUACCAGCAGAAUGGACGUGGUGGAGGCGGACAAGGAUCCUAUUAUCGCAAUGACAACUCGAAUUAUCAGAACGGUUAUCAGCAACGCAAUUACAACAAUGACGGCGGGAGCUCCAAUUACAACGGUGGAGGCUUCAAACGCGAGCGAGGUGGUGCCAACGGCGGCAGUGGUGGACCACGUACCAAUUCAAGGGGAGGAGAUCGCGUGGGAAUCGAUAGAGGUGGACGCGGUGGACAAUUCCGUGGCGGUCAAAGAGGCGGAAAUCGCGGCGGUGGUUACGCACCACGUGGCAAGCCACAAACGCAACAAUAA
Molecule: messenger RNA, 2010 nt
Organism: Cotesia congregata
Lineage: Eukaryota; Metazoa; Arthropoda; Insecta; Hymenoptera; Braconidae
Source: the annotation of a GenBank genome assembly